This is a messenger RNA of Spinacia oleracea (spinach), 3124 nucleotides long. Its product is annotated as KIN14B-interacting protein At4g14310. The record is from RefSeq and is a predicted model, not a curated record. The transcript is spliced from 3 exons. NCBI's taxonomy places the organism in Eukaryota, Viridiplantae, Streptophyta, Magnoliopsida, Caryophyllales, Amaranthaceae. Bases 190 to 2955 code for a protein of 921 amino acids. Gene Ontology annotation, molecular function: protein binding.
AAGAAACCGCGACUUAUUUUUUUGAAACCAAAUUCAAACUUCAAAAACUAAAAACCAAAAACCCGACUUCCCGCUCUCCUCUCAUUUCACCCUUUUCCCCACAUUUUUCUCUCUCUUCGAAUCUCUCCCUCCUUCAAAAUCAAACUGCCCCAAUAAACCAAAUUAUAAACCCUAAAUUCAAAAUUCAAAAUGUCGACGACAACAUCGAUUCGGCGGAUCAAAGAACGGGGAGGAUCUGUUGGCAAGAUCGCACCUUCAAUACCCACCAAAACCCUAACCCCAAGUUCUGAAAGAUCCUCUUCAGUUACCAGCGGAAGGAAAACAAUCGGGAAGGAAAACCCUAAACCUAGAUCUGCUUCAGUUUCUAGGGUUACUGGCGCAACUCAGAAGCCGGUGAUUCGGUCGAUGCCCCGAGUUUCCGAUGCUGAACCACGGUCUCGAUCUCGAGGUAGGAGGAGUCCUAGCCCUAACCCUUGCUCUAACCCUUCUGAUUUCACUCGAAUUUUGUCCGAUAUGCGGAAAACUAGAGUAGCUAGUGAGGUGUCAAGUGUGAAGGGGGUGAAUGGGUUUAGGGUUUUGGAUAAAAAGGGGUUUAGGGAUUUAAAUCAGAAAGUUAGUGGAAGUAGGGUUUCUGUUGAUGGGAGAGAAUAUCCCAGUGCUGGAAAAGUUAGUGUUAGUAGAAAGGAUGAUAAUUUAUCUUGUGUGCAUUCUGUAAAGUUAAAUGUUAAUAAUUUAAGUGAUGGGUGUGUUAAUGAGAGUGUUAAAAAUGGAAGCUUCAGUGCUCGCGAAGCGAAAAAUGUGAAUCAAAGUGUCGAUUUGAAGACUAGUGGAGGUUCUAAUAUGGAGAAGAGUGGUUUAGACGGGAGCUUUAAAGGGUUGAGUGUGAGAAUCUCGGGUUCGGAUGUUAGCAGAGAGAAGGGAGUGAGUGAAGAGGGGACGAGUGGGCGUGUCGCUAACAAGCACGCCAGUAAAUUGCACGAAAAGCUUGCAUAUUUGGAAGGGAAAGUGAAGAGAAUAGCUACUGAUAUUAAGAAGACGAAAGAGAUGCUUGAUAUGAAUAACACUGAUGCAUCUAAGAUGAUACUUUCGGAUAUUCAGGAGAAGAUUUCGGGUAUUGAGAAAGCCAUGGGCAAUGUGAUGGCUGAUUCUAAAGAGCAUGUAUCUAUGGAUUGCUCUAGCAAUUCGGGUUAUUCCAAGAACACUGAAAUUGAUCAGAACGCAACAGCUGAUUCUAUGAAAGUAUCUGCUAAAGGUUACAGUUGUGAAGAGCUAGAAGCAAGGCUUUUCCCUCAUCACAAAUUGUUGAAGAAUCGGACUACACUAGUGUCCGAUUCUGGCUCUCAAAGUGAUGGAACGUAUGUUUUAGAACCCAAUGGUGGAUCUAAUUCCAAAGAGGAUUCAGGGAGUCCUGUUGAUGAGGACCCAAUAGCAAUGGCGUUCCUUGCUUCCCUGUCUAAGACACAGUCUAAGGUUGGUGUAAAAGAUGUAGAAGUCACUUUGGAUUCUAAUAAGGUACAAGAAGCAGAUGAUGCUGAAACCUCUACAGCGCGACGCAGUUCAGAGGUAUUUAGUGGAAAAAGCGAAGCUGAACCGGAUUUGGAAGCCGAUGAGAAACUUGAUGAAAUUGAGGAUCAAGAGAAUAAGCCAGAAAUGGUUGUUGAUGAGGAGAUGGAUGAUGAUUCUAUUUCUCAGUUGAUAGAAAUAGGGCGCAAGACUUCUACUGGGGGAUGGUUCGUCGCAGAGGGAGAAUCAGUUCUUCUAGCUCACGAUGAUGGUUCAUGUUCUUUCUAUGACAUUGCUAACAAUGAGGAGAAAGCUGAAUACAGGCCACCAGCAGGAAUAUCAGAAAACAUAUGGAGGGAUUGUUGGAUAAUCCGUGCCCCUGGUGCAGACGGUUGCUCUGGAAAGUAUGUGGUAGCUGCUUCUGCUGGAAACACCAUGGAUUCAGGGUUCUGUUCAUGGGAUUUCUACUCCAAAGAUGUGCAAGCUUUCCACAUUGAAGAUAACACAACCAGUCCAAGAGUAGCUCUUGGGCGGUUAGCUGAUAAUAUUAUGUACAGAAGGAAUGCUCUAUCUAAUAUUAUGUCCUCUGAAAACCAACAAUGGUGGUAUAGACCUUGUGGACCUUUAAUUAUUUCAACUGCAAGUUGUCAGAGAGCUGUUAAAGUGUUUGACAUCCGUGAUGGUGAGCAAAUUAUGAGCUGGGAUGUUCAGAAGCCUGUACUUCCAAUGGAUUAUUCUAGCCCGUUGCAGUGGAGAAACAGAGGAAAAGCUGUUAUAGCAGAAGCAGAAGCUAUUUCUCUGUGGGAUGUGAGCUCAUUGAAUCCUCGAGCAUUGUUAUCUGUCUCUACCUCCGGGCGCAGGAUUUCAGCUCUUCAUGUAAAUAAUACUGAUGCUGAAUUGGGUGGAGGAGUCCGCCAAAGGGCAAGUUCUUCAGAAACAGAAGGAAAUGACGGGGUGUUCUGCACUGCUGAUUCCAUUAACGUCCUUGACUUCCGUCAGCCAUCUGGUAUCGGUCUUAAGAUACCUAAGAUUGGUGUAACUGUUCAAUCAGUAUCUUCUCGAGGGGAUUCUGUAUAUCUUGGCUGCAGUAGUGUUGUUUCAGCAGUAAAGAAACAGGUGCAAUCACAGAUACUACAAUUCUCUAUACGGAAACAGAAGAUAGUCAACACUUAUACAUUACCUGAAUCCACUGCUCAUUCCCACCACAAAGCGCUGACCCAAGUUUGGGGAAACGCUAACAUGGUUAUGGCUGUUUGUGGACUUGGGCUGUUUGUGUUUGAUGCUUCAAAAGAUGAUGGUUUGCCUUCAUUUGUUAGUGACAGUAGUAAUCCGCAGAAUACUAAGGAAGUUAUUGGUCCGGAUGACUUGUAUUCGCCUUCUUUUGAUUACCUCUCGUCCCAGAUUCUGCUGAUAUCAAGAGAUCGUCCAGCAAUGUGGAGGCAUUUGUCAUAGAUAUGAUAAUCGUUGCAAGCUAUAGAGCACCUUGCUCUAUCAUGUAUACUAAAUUUUAUGUAUUUUUGUUAAUUAUUGUGUGUUUUUAUGCAGCUUUUUGAGUGUUGUUUUAUCAGUUGAAUUGCUUAAUCUUGAUAAAUGAGAUGAUGUGACCUCUGUGUUCUUGUUA